GCUAAACCCUAAACUGAAGCAUAGCCGCCAGCGCUCUCUGCCGCCCUGCCAUCCGUCUAGGUGGCCGGCGUUCUACAUUCCCUCUUCUCCACCGUCUCUCGUCCUCCGUCAGCUUCUCCUCCGCCCAUCUCACCUCCGAAAAACUCAAUUAAUUAACAAAAUGACCCGGAAGCCAGCUAGAAGUAGGCAUAGAAGAUCGCCACAAUUCCAGCCUUUGACGUUUUCCCCAUUUGCUCGUUCUAUUGCUCGAGUUGCUUCUGCUUACAUGGCUAAGUGUAAAGUGCAGGAGUCCAAACUGCAAAGAAAGUCUCACCAAGAUUCUGAAGGUAAUGGGGUUAUUGAGCGUGCUCCCAAAAGGAUGAAUGAACAGUCUGAGUCUUCUGAAGGGGAAGAAGCAUUUGAUGGAGUUGUCCAAGCAGAUUUUGCCUUCUUUGAUCCAAAACCUGAUGAUUUUCAUGGUGUGAAAACCCUUCUGCAAUCUUAUCUUGAUGAUAAGCAAUGGGAUUUGAGUGGUUUUGUGGACUUGAUAUUGGGCCAGACAACAGUGGGGACUGUUGUUAAAAUAGAGGAUGAUGAAGAAGAUGGACUUUUUUCUGUCAUUACUGCCCUUAACUUGGGCAGAUAUAAGGAUCAUAAAUGUAUUAUGGAGGUCAAGGAGUUCCUUCUUAAGGUAUGCCAGCAGAAAGAUAUAAUAAGUGACUUGAGAUCACUUUUGGGUGACCAAGCUCAAAAUGUUGGUCUAUUGGUCUCGCAACAUGUGGUGAAUCUUCCUCCCCAACUCUUGCCUCCUCUUUAUGAUGCACUGUUUGAUGAAGUCUCAUGGGCUACAGAAGAUGAGCCAACAGAGGAGCUAUGCAAUUCCUUCCGUUUCAAGUUUUAUUUAUUAGUCAGCAAAGUUUACAAACUUAAAAAUGUAAAUCAGAGGAAAAAGUCAAGCAGUGAUGGUGAUGAAGAAAUGAUAUAUGUUAAACCAGAAGAUGAAAUUUUCCACAAGUUAAGCUCGUGGUCGUUGCCUUUUCCAUUGCACACACAGCAGGUCUCACCCCAUGAGCUUCGAAAUUACCAGUUAACAGGCCUUGUCAUGGCUGUCAAGGCAGAAAAUAUUUCCACAUUUCGUGGGCAGCUGCGUUCUUUAAUAGAUGAGUCUUCAAAUAUACCAUAGACAAGAUCUUAUUUUUACUGCAAAAGCUUCCAGACUGGUAGUUGUUUGUGAUGCCCAGAUUUUGCUAUAGUCUCACCAUGCAAGAAAAAGAGAUUACCCAUUUGAAAAGUCACCAAUUUUGUAGUUGUUAGGCAAGAAUUUGCACCUGAAUCAGCAUACAGUCAUGUGUCUCUCUCUCUGUAAUGCUUCUUACCGUCUUUCCAGUUUUCCAGACUUUUAUCUUGUUAUCUAAAACAACUCCGUUUAGUAUCGUGCACUUGUGUGUAUGUCUAUAUAUAUUAACUAAUACCAUAUACAGAAAUUCAGGUUCCCU
Messenger RNA from Rubroshorea leprosula, 1475 nucleotides. The record is from the annotation of a GenBank genome assembly. Lineage: Eukaryota; Viridiplantae; Streptophyta; Magnoliopsida; Malvales; Dipterocarpaceae.